Messenger RNA from Closterium sp. NIES-67, 885 nucleotides. The record is from the annotation of a GenBank genome assembly. NCBI's taxonomy places the organism in Eukaryota, Viridiplantae, Streptophyta, Zygnematophyceae, Desmidiales, Closteriaceae.
UCUAGGUGUCUAUGUGCAAUGUUCUGUCUCGCAUCUGGCACAUCCGCUCUGCAAAUAGUUCCGAUUGCCGUAUUUCAGCUGAAAAAACCGGAGCCGCAAAGGGUUAUAUUACACGGCUGAUGAAUUCGACCUGCGAGUGACUCUAGCGGGGACGAUUACUUCUUUCUUGUCCGCAUUAUAGGAGGCGCCAUAUAACUUAACAUUCUUGUCUCCGAGCAGUUAUGGCGUCGAAUCUGCUGCCAGUGGGCGAAGUCGUUAAGCGGCUGAGCCUGCAGCCGCACCCGGAAGGGGGGUUCUAUGCUGAGACGUUCCGCGACACGCGGGUGCAGCUGGAUUUGGGGAAUCUGCCGGCGAAUGAAGGAUUCAAGGUGGGCAGGCCGGUCAGCACCUGCAUUUAUUUUCUUCUGCCCACGGGCAGCGUCUCCCACCUCCAUCGCAUGCCCUCCUCGGAAAUUUUCCAUUUCUACGCCGGCGACCCGCUCACGAUUGUGGAGAUUGAGGACGAUGGGUCCUUUCGCAAGACCACCAUAGGCCCGGACCUGGCAGCAGGCCAUUCCUUACACCACAUCAUCAAGCCGAACGUCUGGUUCGGGGCGUUCCCCACCCUUGACUUCGACGCUGAGCUGAAAUUGACGGCUCGAGAUGCGGGCUCAGCAGCAACCCACUACAGUCUUGUUGGCUGCACUGUAGCCCCUGCGUUUGAAUUUGCAGAUUUCGAGUUGGCUAAUAGGGCGGAUUUGGUGGGUAAGUUUCCCCAUUUAGCUGAUGUAAUCACCAUUCUGACCAGUCCAUAGGCUACACUGCUAUUUGACAACAAACUGUAUAUAAGAAUGAUAUUUGUGCGCUGUAGAAUUGUUAAUGCCGUACAGGUUAAUGAAAGGUAUU